AUGGAAGCUGUCCAGUUUGUCAAACAAGGCAAUGCUGGGGGAUUCAACAACUUCAACAAUUGGAAAAAUCAGCAACAGACCAACUGGAACAAUGCACCACAACAAGGAAACUAUCAAAGGCCUGCUCAACCCCCAGGAUUUCACAGACAAGAUGGUCAACUUCCCAACUAUCAGAAUCAGCAACGUUCUAACCAACAAUACAUACCAAGGAAAGAUGAAUGGAUUUCUGUACAAAAUGCAAUCAAGAGUUUGGCGGUGUCUUGCAAAAGUUUGGAAAAUCAGUUGGCCCAAAUUGCAAAGCAAAAUGCUGAGAGACCAUCUGGGAGCCUGCCCAGUGAUACAAUUAUGAACCCCAAGGGGAAUGACCAAGAGCAAGCAAAGGCUGUCACUCUCAGAAGUAGAAAGCAACUCAAUCAGCCAAGUGAAAAAGUCACUCCUGUGAGUGAUCUUGCAGGAAUGAACAAGGUAUUUGCCACUCCAACAGAUCUCAGAAAGUGUAACAUAAAAGGCCUCAGGUUGUUUCCAAGGAAGAAGGGCUGGGAUUUCUUUUUGAAGCACAUAAGGCAAAAAUUCAUUACAGAAAGGGGAAUCGGUGAAGACGGUGCAGCUUUUGCCUACAUCAAGCGCCAUGGCUGGGAGACCUUCUCCAACCCACUUGUCAAGCCGAGGAUCCAGAUUGUGCAAGAAUUUUAUGGCAACUUCCACACUGCCCCCAGAGACGGAGUAUUCGUCAAAGGCAUCAGCGUCAAUUGCAGCACAGAAGCUAUCAGAGCCAUCUGGAAGUUACCAAGAAUCAGAACCGAUUACAGAGAAAUCCUGGCUGCCCUGCAUCCAAAUCAACCACUGGAACAAGCCAUUCUGUCUAGAUUGGCAAAAGAAGGCACAAGCUGGGAGAUGGAUGAUCAAGAAAACCCUUUGGGAUUUCCAGCAAACGCGUUGCAGACGCCUGAUUUAAAUUUGUGGCACCAUUUCAUCUGCUGCAAUCUGAUGCCAACUUCCUACACUGCUAAGGUCACCUAUGAGAUGGCUCUGCUGUUGGCAGGGGUGACCUUCCUGUACACAGACGCAGAGAGCAACUUGCAGCAACCCUUGAGGAUGCAUAAGUUGGACCAGAAACCCCCAGGUGCCUCAUCCUCAGGACAAGCAACAUCCACUCCCACUCCAGCUGGACAAUUGAGGCAGAGGGAUUUCAACAAGCAGACUAGUUCUGAGCUACAAUUAGAUGAGAGAUGCCGUAAAUCUGAGACUUCCUUUGUGAAAGAUUUGGUAUCCUUCAAUGUAUGUUUUCUUCACUUGAAUCUGAGACAGAAAGUUGACAGCACCUAUCUAGUUGUGUCUAAGGUUGUUGCUUUGUGUAAUGCCACCUGCCUGAGUGGGAAUCCUCACUCAGGGGAAAUUACUUGUAAUCGAUUGAUUUUGUUGUUUUUUCUUUACUUUGAUAAGUUCUUGAAGGCACUGGUUCUUAGAUCUGGAAUAUUCUUGAUAAAAUCAUCAUAUAUUUUGAGAAGAAUGGAAGAAUUGACAGGACGUUGUGAUAAUCUGAUAGGAAGAGAUGAAAGGAGAGAAAUGGAGGCAUUGAUCGAUGUUCUGCUACAAGUACAUAGAUCAGAGAAUCCUGGAACACCUCUAGUAUCUGUGUUGCUCCACGACAAGAAUUAUUUGAUUUGGAAGGGGGCAAUGCUUUCAGCUUUAGAAGCAAAGAUGAAAGAUGGCUUUGUCACCGGAAGUUUGAUCAAACCGGCCAUAAAUCCACCUCACUUUGCUCGAUGGAAACAGGCAAACAGGCCUUGGAAUUCAGCAAACAUGGUGUUAAUUGGAAACACUCCACUGGAUAUGCCACAAGAUCAUCAAGGAGAAUUAGGGGACUUGCAAAUGGUGAUCACAAAUGCAGUGCAAAGAGAGGUUGACAGAAUGCUUAAGGGAAAGGCACCAGCAGAAGGACAUGGUGGAACAUCAGGAGUCAACUUUUCACAUUUUGAUGCAUUUGCAGGUAGCUCCACAUUAACUAAACUCAAAUGA
Messenger RNA from Oldenlandia corymbosa var. corymbosa, 2019 nucleotides. Lineage: Eukaryota; Viridiplantae; Streptophyta; Magnoliopsida; Gentianales; Rubiaceae. The record is from the annotation of a GenBank genome assembly.